AUGAAAAAGAGCCGUUUAAAAUUCAAAACUCCUAUUUGCACACUGAAAAACCAAAGUGUAACAAAUGAUUACCUAGAGAAACUAGAGAAACACUUGAAAUCCAUACAACUGGAAGAAACAUACACGGUUCAAACCUUAUACAAUAAUCUAGAAAACUGUCUAUUAGAAAGCAUGAAAACUGACAAACAAGUAGAGAAACGGAAACUAUACAAUAUUCUUACCGAGGAGACAUUAAGUCUUAUUAAACAACGCCACAAACUACAAAAUCUCAAACAUAAAAGCCGCGAAGACAAAAUAAAACUCAGCUAUAUCUAUAAAAUAACAAACAAAAAUAUCAGGAAAGACUACAAGAGACAUAGAUUAAAGACAAUAGAAGAGUAUGUAAUGACUAGUGGAAGUUGCAAACGUGCGUACAAAGAACUUCGCUCACACAAAACUUGGAUACCCAGCCUAUUAGAAAACUCUAGUCCAUCAAAUAAUAGAGAAAACAUUCUCAAAAUAGCAACAAAGUUCUAUCAAAACCUCUACGACCAAAAAGACCUUGGGAAUUUUGAAACUAUAAAUUUCUACUCUCAAAAUCAAACGAAUAUUGAUUGGAAUGAUACCGAAAUAGAUAAAGAAAUAAAGAGGCUAAAAUCAGACAAGAGCCCAGGACCAGACGGUAUCCCCAACGAGGCACUAAAGCUGGCAAGGACACUACUAACACCUGUGAUAACCUAUUUAUUCAAUAUUAUAAAUAAAGAGCAGAGAGUUCCCGAGCAAUGGACCAAAUCAAAUAUUGUAUUACUCUAUAAGAAAGGCGAUCCAAAGGAUAUUGGAAAUUAUCGACCCAUCAGCUUACUACCUAGUCUUUACAAACUUUUCUCACAGUGUAUUUUAAGUCGAAUAUCUGCAAAAAUUGACAGAAACCAACCGAUAGAGCAAGCGGGUUUUCGAAGAGGAUAUUCAACUGUACAUCAUAUUCAAGCUCUGGAGAACAUAAUUGAGAAAUAUAAGGAAUUUCAAAAGCCUAUCUGGCCUAUAGGCGCUGAAGGCGAACAACAUAGAAGACACCUAUUGUAA
This is a messenger RNA of Parnassius mnemosyne (clouded apollo), 1062 nucleotides long. The record is from the annotation of a GenBank genome assembly. Lineage: Eukaryota; Metazoa; Arthropoda; Insecta; Lepidoptera; Papilionidae.